Messenger RNA from Schistosoma bovis, 702 nucleotides. Lineage: Eukaryota; Metazoa; Platyhelminthes; Trematoda; Strigeidida; Schistosomatidae. The record is from the annotation of a GenBank genome assembly.
AUGCUUACAUUACAUUAUCAUGUUAAAUUUAAACUUGAAAUACUCGUAUACGCUCAUAUUGGUUGUUACGUCUGCGACGAAUGCGCGAACCCUUUCAGCUCUCAAGUGACAGGAGUAUCAUUAAAUACAGAGUGCCGUUUUUGUAAGACUACACUUACUUAUAGUAAGAAUAUGGUGACAAUAAAUAUUGCAAAAUCAUGUGGUCAAAUGAAUGAAACUUGUGUAAAUAGAUACAUUGCUUGGUAUAAUACAACAACGGAAGAAAAUUGUUGUAUUACUGACUUAUGCAAUGCAUCUAAUGUUCAGUUGUCAAAGUCAAUAGUUGGUCUUUUCAUAUCUGGCUUAAUUAUCUUAUUAACUUGUUAAGUGUUAUAACACUACUCAAAUUAAGCACACUUUUAAAGGAUACAUACUAUCAAUCAACAACUGUCAAAGAUAAACAUAACUUUUGAAUAAAACAAUGUAAUCAUUUAAAUGAAGUAGUAUUCCACUUGUUUACUUUAUUGAUGUUGUUUUUUUUAUUAUUUUUAAUGAGCUACAUUCAUCUUACCAUCCGCACACCAUUGUUUGCACACAAGUUACUUUGUAUUGAUUUUUUAUGUGCUUAAAUCUCACCAAUGUAGUAAGAUGACCUAUUGAUUAAUCCACCUGACCAUGAAUUAUGAGCUAAUUAUGAUGAGAAUUGUUUAUAAUAGGUGACCU